Molecule: messenger RNA, 2159 nt
Organism: Pseudoliparis swirei
Lineage: Eukaryota; Metazoa; Chordata; Actinopteri; Perciformes; Liparidae
Gene: lrmda
Product: leucine rich melanocyte differentiation associated
Exons: 7
Coding region: 207-908 (233 amino acids)
Biological process (GO): melanocyte differentiation
Molecular function (GO): protein binding
Source: RefSeq, a predicted model, not a curated record
CGCACGGUCAGCUGAUUGAAGCGGCACGCGGAAACUCUAAAGUCGUUCCGGUUUGUAAAGUCGUGGCAGCAAGCAGAUCUCCAAAAGCAGCCGGCCUCCGUCCACAAACACCACAGUUUACUGUAGAUAACGGCGCGUUUCUAACGGGACUUUGGAUAUCUGCUCCGAUAGCGUACCGAAAGCCACCGGGACACCGAGAGAAAGUUAUGGCACGCAAUGAGUCGCUGGUCGCUUUGAAUGGGACUCAAAUCUCCUACAUCGGACAUGACUGCAUGAACAUCCCGGACUUCCUUGGAGACACAUAUGGCCAGUUUGCAAGAAGGCUGGAUCUCAGCUUCAAUCUGCUGAGGUCACUGGCGGGUCUCAAAAUGUUCACUGUGCUGGAAGAGCUGGUCGUUGACAACAAUCUGCUUGGAAAUGACCUCCUGUUGCCCAGGUUACCCAAACUCCACACCCUUACAGUGAAUAAGAACCAACUGACUGAUAUCGAGGCCCUGCUGGAACACUUGGCUGAUGUGACCCCGUCACUGGUGUACCUAAGCCUGCUGGGAAAUGAGGCCUGCCCCAACCAGCUGGUCAGCCCGGAUAAGGAUGAGGACGACUACCAGAGAUACAGGUACUUUGUUCUGCACAAGUUGCCCCAGCUGAAGUUUCUGGACACCAGGAAAGUAACCCAAAAAGAAAUGAUGGAGGCGCAGACGAGAGGAGCAUUCAUGAAAGUGGUCAGACCCAAGUCGGAAGCUCCACCUAAUGAGACUGGAUCUGAAAGUCACCCACUGCCCUACACUCCUCUACCCCGAGGAUCCAGAGAUGCCAAGAACCACAAAGGGGUAUUCGCCAAGUGUCGCUCCAUCUACUAUGGCAAGCACUCAGAAGGCAACCGUUUCAUCCGAAACAACCAACUCUGAUGGACAGCUGGUCAGGCACAAAGAGGGACAUGAGUGACAAAGGUUGUUCACAGAAAUCAAUCUUUUAUUUAUUAGAAUGACUGGUGAUAAUCGAGCCACCUGAUCUCCCACUGGACAAAAUAUGUUUAACCUCAUCAAAAGAUUUAGUUGUGUCAGAGGAAUGGCUUUUUGUUGUUGUUUGUAAUCCAGCCCCGUAGUGACGGCUUCCUCUGCUGUGCUGGGUCUGCAUCUGCCUCCCUGCUUCCAGCUCGGAGUCAGAGAUGACACUCCCACUGACAUGAUUGCCUCUAAGCAUCAGCAACCGCACAACGCCAGACACACACAACACACACGCAACGACAGUCUCUGUCUCUCUCUUUUUCGUUCUCUUACACACAGUCAGUGACAAACGCAGCCUGCCAAUUGUAUCCUUUCCUUUGACAGCCAUGAUGGAUCAUCCGUCCACUCCCGCCACUAAUCAAGGGUGAAAGGGGUGACGGUCACACACACCUGGGGCCUGACAUGGACGCAUCUCUCUCUUUCUCGCACACAGGCACACACAAACACACAUAUACCCGCUGAUUAAAACAUUAAGACGUUGCAAAGAGCUUGACAGAACAACGUAACAGGGUUUCCGAAGGCAUGCUCGGUCUAUCUCGAUUAGUUUGCAGCAGACUCCAAAAUGUGUUUCAUUCUUUUUCUCGGACUGAACCGAGUGAUGUUUUGCUCAGUUUCUGCUGAUAGUGUGUAUAUGUUAACACAUGUAGAGACGAAUCAAAUGCAGCUUUUAAUGUUGAAAACAUUCCAAUACUAUUUUAAUGAAGAGCAUAUUAUUAUCAUAUUAAUGAACAAUAUAUAUUUUGUUAUGUAUUAUAGUGCCAUUUUAAUGUUGUUUUUCCUUUUCCCCCCACUGUGUCUUCAACCACUUAAUGACUUGUUACUGAGAUAUUGCCUUCAUUAUUUGCAUUGCAUUGUGAUACAUUGUAAACAAAGAAUAAAACAUAAUCUUCAAAAAAUUGCAUCAAAUGUAAUGUUGAGUGUUUUUUUAGGUUUACAUUUUAUAAUAUUUGUAUUAUCACUAUGGUUUUACAAUGCACUGUCAAUGUAAAUGUAUACUAUGAUUUGUAAUACCUUAUCACAACAAUGUAUAUUGCUGCCUCUUUGAGCGUCUUAGUUCACGUUAGGCAACCUUCCAAUCAAAAAUGUUGACAUGAACGAUGUCCUAUUUCUGACAUAAAAUUGUAAAAAGUUAAUAAAUAAAACUUUUUCUGA